Molecule: messenger RNA, 3232 nt
Organism: Dacryopinax primogenitus
Lineage: Eukaryota; Fungi; Basidiomycota; Dacrymycetes; Dacrymycetales; Dacrymycetaceae
Exons: 5
Coding region: 203-3232 (1009 amino acids)
Biological process (GO): regulation of DNA-templated transcription
Cellular component (GO): RSF complex
Source: RefSeq, a predicted model, not a curated record
CUUUUCACUCGUCGCCCUGAACUCAUAGAGAAAGAGUGAUUGACCGACGUCCACCGCGGCGGUCAACAGCGCGCAUCACAAUCCACCCAUCUCGUGCCAUCCAAACCCAAUCAGGAUCGUCCUACCCUACCCUAGUUCCAACUACCCUGGUCGAUCGAAACGUGCUACGCGCCCCGUCUCUUUUAUCUCAUACGCGCACGGCAUGCCAACCUUGCGCGCCCAUCCUCCCCCUCCCCUACCACCAGCCGAGCAUGCCCAUGGGCACCAUACGCCGGCGCCGCUCCUCUUUGACCCAGUGCCUCUUCCGAGUCAGGCCGUUCUGCAGCUCCGCAAAGACUGGAAGUUCGCCGGGGUGUGUCAAUUUAUCUUCACUUUCGAGGAGGCGCUACAGCUGGGGGAAUUCGAGACUGAGGACUUCGAAGAUGACCUCACCUUGGGGACGCAUAAGAUCAUCAACAAGAUGAUGCACAAGCUCCUCACCAUCCUUACUUACGACAGACGCAUAACAGAAGAUGAUUGGGAACGGUUUCUACGACACCAGUAUGAACGACGCGAGCCCGAAAUUCUCCUGCUUGGUACAGAAGAAGAGCCUGUGGAGUGGAGCGAGCUCACUCCUGGGCAACGAAUAGAAGCGGUUCAUUCCGUGACGGAUUGGUUGUUCAUCAACCCACACAACAUCAGGAAGAAGAUGAAGGAUGAGGAGAGUGCUUACCUCUGGCGCGUUGAGCCCAUAGGAUAUGACGCCAAGAAGAACGCGUACUGGCUAUUCGACGACAACCGUCUCUGGAUCCAACGUACCCCUCCCAAACCAAAAGUCUCACACAAGAAGAAGGAGAAACCCGCCCAACCACCGGCGAAGAAGCAGAAGCUCAGCGCCUCCACCAGCAAAGCAAAGACCCCCGCGAAGAGUUCUACCCCUGCCCCCGCUGCACCGAGAGGCAAGCAAGCGGAGACACCGCAGCCUAGUGGUCGAUAUCCGAAGCGUGCUUCUGCAGUUAAACCUCCCCCUCCUAGUCCAUCUAAGAGCCCCCUUCGGCCCCGAGCUAUGGGUAUACGCCAAAGCUCGCGGUUGAGAGGCAAGGUGGAAGACGAGGUGUGGCAGGAGAUCCCGGAAGAGUGGCUCAAGGAGAGCGACACGUCUGUGGACUCGGUGCACCUUGAGAAAGAGGUGGUUAAUGGAAAUGGGACAGGGCGGAAGCGACCUCUGGAAGAGGAUGGCCCGGAAGAAGACACAGACUCGGAUUUGACAGAUCUUUCGGAUGAGGAGGACCAGGACCAGGGCAAGCAAGAGAAGCGAGAAAAAGAUGGAGACGUCGAGAUGAACGAUGUGUGUAACGAGAACCAGAAUGUCAAGGACGAGCCUCAGCAUGAGCAGGCGAAUAUGUCCGCCGCCUCAUCUUCUCUCUCUUCCCUUCCCGUUACGCCGCCUCCACCACCUCGGACUAUUAAUGGCGUUGUCGUCCCCGCCGACUUUGUCGAGUGGGAAACCAUCGCCGUCACCCUUUUCCAAUGGGAGCAUGUCGCCGAACGAUUCGAAAAAUCCACAAAUAGGGACGAGAAGGCUUUCCAUGCUUCGCUUGUUGAGGAAGUCGUCCCUCGUGUCCUGAAGGAACUGCGGGAAAUCGAGCGACUCAAACGAAAGGAGGAGCUUAUGGCUACUCGGAAGCGAAGCAGCCGGCUGCAAAUGAAAGAGCUCGAAGCAGAAACACGUCGGUUGGAAGAACAGAAGCGUGCCGAGGACGAGUUUGCCAACGCGCGCAAUAAACGUGCUGAAGAGCGGGAGAAGAGGCAGGAAGCGGAGAGGUUGGAGAAGGAGAAGAAGAUGCUGGAGAGGGAACAGAGAGCACUCAAGCGGGACAUGUGGCAGCCGCCUGAGGAUGCCACACCUAACCAGGCCAGUGGAGACGAGGCCAAGCUCGAUGUGGAGGAGACCAGUUCUGCUGCCGAAGAGGCGAAGGAGGGCCAGAAGCCAAGAGUUCCGAAAGCGGAGGAGAAGUGGGAGCUUGAUUGUGAAAUCUGCGGGAAGAAAGGAUGGAAUGUCGAUGAUGGGAAGAAGAUGGCCUGCUGCGAGACGUGCGGUAAAUGGCAGCAUACCGCAUGUCACGAUGCGGCGGACCUCAAGGCUGGCAAGCAGAAACGGCGCUGGGCACAAGUCACCUUCAAGUGCAAAGAAUGCAGGAAUAAGCACCGGCGCGAGCUGUAUGCUAAGAGACAGGAGGUGAAGAAGGCAGAGGAGGAGAAGGCCGCCCUUGCUGCUCCGGCUGGCCAGCCCCGCGCGAAUGGUGAUCUGAAAGUCCAUUUGACCAUUCCCAAGACGCCAGUUGCACCUCCGAAGGUCCCACCCGUCAAUGGUGUCACCCAACCGUCGCAAGGCAAUGCUAAACGACCAGCAUCCGCUCCCCGCACGCAGACAUCUCCCAAGGUGCCAACUACUAAUGGUUAUGCCGGUCUCAUAGGCCAAAGCACUCCUCAGAACCACUCUGCCAUUCAGCCUGCAGCUCGCCCGCCUCAUCUUCCCGUCGACCAUCGUACAUCUGCCUCGCAUUCUCCUCCGAUACCUCCACAGCCCUUUAACGGCUACAACCCCGCUGUAGGGCAGUAUCCUCCUGGUUAUCCGGGCCGAUACAAUACGUUCUCCCCUUCCAUGGGAUACCCGACAACGAAUAGCGGAAGCCACUCUCCGCAUACACCGCACGCCGCUCAAGCCCCUCCCCCUGCACAGUCAAGCGUUCCGCACUCGUCUCCAAAUCAACAGCAUUCGCCAAAUUCGCAGCAGACUUUCCAGUUUCCGUAUAGUCCUGGGUACGGCUCACCAGGUUACGCGUACGGUUUCUCCCGCGGUCCCCCCAACACCUUCGCGUCUCAAGAACAGCAGCAGCAGUACUACCAGCAGUAUUAUCAAGCGUAUGGAGCCGAUCCAAGAUAUGCUGCGUACGCUGCGGCAUAUCAACCGACAAAGCAGCCGUAUGCGGUUCCACCUGCUGGUGCAAACGCCUCCUCCCCCACCUCUGCACCAGUUCAAAUUACCCCGGCAACUAACGGUCGUCUCUCACCUUCCGCUGCGAGGCCACCCGUGACCAGCAUUGCAUCCGCCCAAUCUAUCCAACCCUCGCAUACUCCUACACCAGUUCCUUCGGCAGCUACGGGACCACAACAGACUGCUCAAACACCCAUUCAAGUGCAGCCACUUCCUGUUCCUGUCUCUGCACCUCAAAGUGGAGGAAGUGUCUAG